Pieris rapae (cabbage white) is the source of this 2344-nucleotide messenger RNA. It is a transcript of the gene RNF220, whose product is annotated as E3 ubiquitin-protein ligase RNF220. Gene Ontology annotation, molecular function: ubiquitin protein ligase activity. The transcript is spliced from 8 exons. Lineage: Eukaryota; Metazoa; Arthropoda; Insecta; Lepidoptera; Pieridae. The record is from RefSeq and is a predicted model, not a curated record. Gene Ontology annotation, biological process: protein ubiquitination. The coding region runs from base 233 to 1321 and encodes 362 amino acids.
AAACUAAAAGACUUUUCAAGUCAAUGUCCAAACUCCAAAAAACUCAACGAUUUAUUUGUUAUUGUUUUGCUGAGUACUUACGAUUAUUACCUUUUUAACGUAAAUAAACGGAGUAAUUAUUACAAGAUAACUUCUAUUAACCGAAUGGAAGUUCUAAAAGCUCAAUUGAAACCUUAAACACCUGUUUUAUAAUGAGAAAGCCGUGAUGUUUUUAGAUUAAACAGCGAGUGAAAUGUUACCACUUAUACCUUUUAAUAUGGAGGGUUGUUCAAAUUCAAGUAAUUUUAACUCCAUUUAUGAUGUAAAUAAUGUCUUAAAUUGUGUCAGAAAUAGGAAAAAGGUUUCCGAGUUACCUAAUUGUCCAGUAUGUAGCUGUACGAUACGACAGGGAGAACUAGAGUCGCAUUUAGCAUUAGAACUUGAAAGACUGCAAAAAAUCACUAGUGGUUCGAAGAGGAAAUUAAGCACAAAUAGCUCAAAUAUGCCGGUAGCGGGAUCAAGCACAUUUUACGAGGAAGAAAGUAAUGAAGAUGUUGAGAUGGAUGUUUCGGGCUGUCCAGGAAGUGAUAUUUACCAACGUAUACAUAGCAACCGUCUUAGUCGGCUGCGAUCACGGCGUCGAUCUCCGCCACGCACUGGACAAGGUGAAUGUCCAGUGUGCAAUGCAACUCGUCCUGUGUCCCGUCUUCACCGACAUACAUUAAGGUGUCUUAAAAGAAGUGGGGCAGAGCUGGAUGAACCAGUGCCUGAUACAAGCUCUGAAGAAGGCAGCAUUGAUGUUGAAAAUGAUGAGCCUACAGGGUUCGGUGCUGAAUACCAGUGGUGUGGAGAGUGGCGAGUGAGGGCUACUGCUCUGCAGGAUGCGGACUCACGGCCUGGUACUAGUGUACGGCGAGCGUCAACCGAUCACGCACUGGUAGUAGAUGAUGACGAGGACACGGCGUUGUAUGGGCCGCCUCAGUACUCACCUUCAAGGAUAGCGCCUGAUGCAGAUACUUCCAGGUCGAGUGAAAAUGAGAGUGAGUCAAAUGGAAUAGAACUACAAAUUGAGAAGAAAACAAAUGGGCUGGUAGAAGCCAGCGCUGAGACACGCAUACAAGCGCUGAAAAUGAAAAUAAAAGAAUUAGAGAAAAAACAGAAUUCAGGAUUAGAGGCGAAGUGUUUGAUAUGUCUGGGGCCUUACAUGUCGCCAGCGGUCUCCAUACAGUGCUGGCAUGUCUACUGUGAGGUGUGUUGGUUGGAAUCUUUGAAGGCGAAGAAAAUAUGUCCGCAAUGCAACGCUAUCACAACGGCUGGACAUUUGAGACGGAUUUACAUGUAACGGACACAAAAGUGUGGAUUUGUCUCUCUUGAUUAUCGAAUUAUACCAUUUUGAAGCUAAAUUUCAACUGACAUUUAUAAUGUGUAUUUAUUAUUUGAAUAUAAAAGAUGAUUUUAUAGCUUCAAUGGUUCAGCAUCGUGUUGUAUUCCAAUAUUCUGUUAAGAAUCUUUGGUAAACCAAUUUUUCUCUUGUAAAGGCAGUCACCACAGGCCUUUGACACCCAUUUUAAUGGGUUUAGGGGUGAAUAUAAAAGGUUUGUUGAAAAUUAUCAAGAGUCAAAACCGUUUGAAAGACGGCUUUAGAAGUAUGGUUUAAAUAAUUGCUCAAACGAUUGCUUGAGCCCGAGUUCUAUAUACAAACAAUUGUUUGACAAAUUAUUAACUAAGAUUUUCAUACAAAUUAGUCACGUAUUUUGUCCAACUAGAGCUGCUAGAAGCUUCUGAUAUAUAUUCUAUAUCUUACUGUUAUUUCCAGUACAAACCUGAUAAAGUAUUUUUUUUUUAAUUUCUAAAGGCUAUUUGAAAAGUGAUUUUAUUUGACAGUGACAGUCACGAUAAUGACGUAGUGUGCUUGUAAAUAUGUCUUUAUCUGUCUUAUGUAAUUCUGAAUCGGAGUAUUUUUCAAGAAUAAUUUAGUUGAAAACUUUGAAACUGACUAUGUAUAUUUAAAUACUUUUAUAUUGUGUAUCAACAAAUACUUGAUUAUCACGAUAAAAGGUUAUUUUUGAGAUUUUUUUAAAAUUGAUUAUGAAUAUGUAAAGAACUUUUUUGCUUACGUGUUUACAAACCUUGUACGCCACAGGGACGCCAUCUUGCUUAGUGAAGCGUUUUGGGUGGUUGUAUAAGUUCUGUGGUCCCUAAUAAAUAAUUUGUCUAUGGUUUUAUUUUGACUUUCGAUUGACAUGUUUAUUGUUAAUUUGAAUAUAGAACUCGGCCGUUAGUGUUAAAUUAAGAAUAAACGAUUGCCUUCCGUGAAGAUAUACAAUAAUGUAUAGUAAUUUGUAAAUAAAAUUAUUUGUCUAUA